Messenger RNA from [Torrubiella] hemipterigena, 5115 nucleotides. NCBI's taxonomy places the organism in Eukaryota, Fungi, Ascomycota, Sordariomycetes, Hypocreales, Clavicipitaceae. The record is from the annotation of a GenBank genome assembly.
CUCACAUGUACCAUACACGCCCUCCCUUGACAGUGAGCAGUAAGUCCAGAUGGAUGAGAGCAUAUGUUUCAGGCGAAGGAGGGAUGCGAGCGCCCGCUAGCACACGGUUGGCAAUGUUGGCGACGGAUGGCUGCAGGUCCAGCGUUGGCAUUAAACGUCGAGGUGAAGCUGUGCUGUUGCCCGCACAAGACUAUGCAGCGCAACGAGUGCGUUUCCUGCGUCACUGCCAAUCUGUGAUUCGACGGUUUGCACCGUUCUAUUUUGGACACUUGCUGUGUGAUUGCUACGCGCGUGACAGUUGGUCAGAAUCAAUCCCCCGAUUUACACAGGAGCUCACUGAUAGGCAAAUGGCGGACCACAACCGUGAUCUGUGACUUGAUACAGGCUGCAAUUUAUCGCUAUCAAUUCCCUCCCAGAGAACACAGAUUCAGAGAACCAGGUAGACACUGGCGCAGGUACAAUCGUACUGUCGAUUACCAGCACCAGGGGCGGCGUCUUAAUUCAUUGGCCGCACUUACAGGGAACACGCCCCCCGUGCAUGGCAAGAUGUUUGCCUCCCUUCCGACCAGCCCAAGACACACACACAGGCAGGCGACAGUGAACAAGAGCGUAGCAGCACCGCCCACCAACGAAAAAUGGAAAAGAGGCUUGCGAGCGUGGGCAGUGAACAGGGCACUGGUUGUGAGUGAGUGUGCGUUGGGUUGGCUGCAUGACGGCAGCACCCAGUGGCACCACCUCCAAAAGAAAGAAACAAUAAGGGCGACUAAAAAAGCCUGGUUUAUUUUGUGUCUCUGAUGCCAUUUUUUAUUUUUUAUUUUUUAUUUUUAUUUUUUAUUUUUUUAUUUAUUCGCACUAACUGCUGCGGCUGCGCCAUUGCGGAGAAAAGAAAGCCUCCCUCCUCCACAGCGCAGGAAAAAGCAACAACGGUGCUGUAAAGGCCGCUACAGGCACCCGCUGGCAAAAAGGAAAACAACAGGGACAGGCAAAAAGGAAAAGAAGCAACAAGCAGCAUCACUAUUUCUCUUGCUACUUUCUUUUUUAAACCUCUUCACAGAGAAAGCGGGAAACAGAGAGAUUCAGUUAAAACAUCUUCGAGUACAUAACCAACGGCUUCCUCCCUCAACUUUGUCUCGCCUACCACUCCUCCUUUCUUCCUCACCCCAAACAAAGAACCCUUGCUGUGCUUUUUUGUGUUUCUGGCUCUUCCUCUUCUGGUCGAACCUUUGCUCUCUUUCACACCUGAGACGGUUUUUUUUAAUUUUUAUGUUAUGUUGUUGCCGCCUGUUUUGGAUCCUCCCGCUCAUUCACUCGCAACCAAGACACACACACACACUUACCACGAUACAAACUGCCUAUUUUUUUUUAAUUUUUUUUUUUAAUCUUUCUAUCCAUUUUUCUCUUUCUUCGUCAACACUGAAAAAAGCACACGGCCCGGAAUCACCCUCCCUCUGAUUCCAUUUAUAUAACCAACUUGCCUCCCUCUAUCCCUUCUUCAGGCAUAGACCCUUUGUUUCUCAAUCCCGCGCCUUUCUCUCCUUCAAGCUUCUUCCUUUCUUCGCAGAUUGCCAGAGAGAGGGACUAUCGAAACCAUCGAACGUUUCCACUCCAAACAAGCGGAUACAACCCGUCGCCCUUGGGCCAACGUACCCGGCUUCGACCAUGAUGUCUGUUCACGACUACUCCCGCUCUUCGCCUGCUCCAGCAAGAGCGGCCAACAAUUACUCGCCAGCUCACGAUGAUGCUUCACACUACCGCCCGGCCAUGCAUCCUCAUUCGCCUCCCGAGUCUGUCUCUUCUAGCCCUCGAGUCAAGGCUGAACGCACUUUCUCCAUCGCUUCCGACUACUCGUCGCUACCCAGACUCGCUUCCAUUUCUGCUGCUUCCUCUUCCUCACACUCUCUGGUCAGACUACCCAGCCUAGAGGAGUUUGAUCUCGGUGUCGAGGCCAUUGCCCGUGCCAACGGCAACGCCCCCUCUUGGUCGCCGCCCUCGCCUCUACCUUCUAUUGCCCGCUCAGCUUCUGCUUCGUCCGGCUCAUCCAUGCGUCUGCCUCCUCUGGCUGUUCGCGCCUUUACUCCUCCUGCCGCUGCUCCUGUUCAUGCUGCUCCUCCUCCUCCUCCUCCAUCAUACCAGCCGUAUGCCCAUGGCGACGCUUACAUGCAUAUGCCCAUGGCCCAGGACAGCUACCCCAGCCCUCCUCCCGAGCACGGCGAGAACAGACACAUCAACCAAAAGUACACAACGGAAGAAGGUGACUUCAUCAUCUACGCUUGGCACGACAAGAAGCUCAAGUGGCAGCGCAUCAAGCAAGACUUUGCCACAAUGUUUGGCCGCACGCCAGAGCGCACCGUCCAAGGCCUCCAGGCCUGGUACUACAGAAUGAACCAGCGCAUCCCCGUCUGGGACAAGGAAGGCUGGUUGAUCUUUGACAACGACGAGGACCUCGAGCCCAAGCACGUCUCCAUCAAGUGCCGCGAGCGCGAUGGCCAGGACAAGCCCAUGGAGCCUCUUGGUCUCGCCCAGCGAUACCCCGAGCGUGCCGUUCACUACUCAUGGGUCGAUCCCGAUCUCAAAGUCAAGGCUAGAGAUUGGGCCAACAAGAGAUCGAUGCAGUACCGUGACCGCCGAGAGCGUCGCCGCAGAAAGGAGCAACGUCGUCUCAAGCUCUAAAUGGGCCCGGCAAUGUUGUCUCACCAUGAAGCGUUCCGCAUUCCAUACCCUUUCCCUUGCACCAUUGUACUAUAUUUAUCCUUCUUUGUUCAAUAGCUCCCCCGCCCAGUACGCCUUACAGCUUACAAUGAGCCUGUCUUUUCCUCAAAAAGUUUCCUUUUUUUUCCUUUUGCUUAAUGGCCCUCUGUUUCAUCAUCACCCAAAAAUACUUUUCCAUCUCGAUUCAUCUGAAUCACUCCGCACUCACUACCUGUACGAUUACGACUAUUUCUUUGCCUUUUAUUUUCUCGACUGCUCGAUUUCUUACUAUUCUUCAUUCUUUCUUUGUUUUUCACGUUGCUGGUCGCGGCUGAGGCAGCGCCAUGUGAAUAUGAUAAUGUCUAGACGGAUUUGGACGGAUAUAAUGGCUUUUUAUUCUCAAAGGACGACGAGUUCCUUGACACAUACAGCGCGAAUCUUUGUAUAAUACCUUUUUGGCUUUUUAUUGUUUUCUUUCCUUGCGAAAUAGCAGCAUAUCUUACCAUAGCUACUGGCAGACCAAAAACAAGUCUAUUCUACAAUCAAUGUUCGUUUCCUUACAAGUGACUGAAACAAACUGCGACUUGCCAGCACGCAAAAAGAGAGACAACCCCAACAAGUUUUUUCUGAAACGGGUGUUCGUCAAGUGCAGCAACCAUGCAAAACGGGCCGAUUAGCGCUGUUCUGUUCGCUCUUGUGCCAGUCCUCGCGGCUGCGCGCUUGCUGAGCUCGGUGUGAGCCACCGCCCGCACAUGCACAUAUGCAGACCCAAGAAUAGCGACGUGCCACACCAUGCCGUCGAGCUGCGCUUUGAUGCUGUUUGCUUAUGUCUUAAUGUAUGUCGAUCGUUUCACGUGGCUUUCCAUUCACAACUUGCAGCGGCGUCUUCAACAAGCGGUGCUGGGCACAAACAUUCCGACUGUUCUGUAGGCUAAUGCCUCUUUUGGGUAUUUCGAUUUCUCGGACGAAAUUCGCUGUUUGAGGAACUUUUGGGAUUUCUGUGAGUGUUGUCAAACAAAUCGAUCAGAUAGCUUAGAGCAUGCAACGUUGCAAUAGAGUGUAGCAUGUUUGUUGCAUGAUAUCUUCUCGACUUGGCUGUGGUGUGUGUCUAACAAUCCUCUUCGUUCAAUAUCAAGGGUCAAUACAUCGUGGAAAAAGUACGCUGUAUGUUUCCUUAGCUUGAACUUGGGUGGCGCAAACAAGAGUAGCUCUGCGUAUUGACUCUGAAAUCGGGGUUCUUGAAAGCAUUGGGCAUCUAUGCAUAGUCCAACUCUUGCUCGGUUUGGAUACGGUGACGCUUCAUAUGGGCGACAAUUCGGGCCAUUCUGGCAUCGUCAUCGAGGUCUGCUUCUGUCGCCAUGUCGUCGCUGUCAUACUCAUCCUCAUCAAAUUCUUCGUCGUCUGAGGCAUUAUUGUUUCUGAACCAGUAUGGGUUACGCCCGUAUUCAUCGUCAGAAGCCACUUCAUCCUCCGGAUAAUCGGCAGUGUAGUGGUUUUCUGCGUUUUCAUCCUCCUCAUCCUCGCCCAACUCGUCGUCAUCGUCAUUCUGCGCGCCGUAGAAAAGCAUUGUAUCUUCUUCGCCUUCUAGGACCAAAACACCGAUAUCGGAUGGCGAUACAUCGAUUGCCAUGUAAUUCGCUGGCACUCGGAUGUAUUCUUCAAUAAUCCAGUCUUCACCCUCUUCGCCAUCCUCAUCGCUCAUUUCGGUAGGUGUUGCAGUAUUGCUCAUUUCUGUGUCGGCUUCCUGUAGUUGUGGAUGACGUUCUUGAUAUCUCUGAGCCGGUGCCUUUGGCUUAAAUCUUGCCUUUUCUGCCGCCUUCUUGUCCUCUUCAAUCUGAUACAAGCUCGCGCCGACCUCUCGGAGAACCCACUCGUUCAUGUCGGCGGCGAUUUUAUCCAUAUCCUCGUUAUGGCGGUUGAUCAUUGGUUCGGGUAACACCUCUUUCGUUGAUGCUUCUGCUGAUUCCCCUACUGCCCUUUUCGAUACGCCAGGUCGUUUUAAAUCCUUCUGCUUGACAUCAUCCGUUGGAAGCUCCUGCGAAGAGCUCAUUUGUGGCGCCAGACUACGCCGGGGCUUUGCCAGAAGACGCUUCCGUUUUGUGCGCUCUACAAACAGCGUUGGCCUUUGUCUCUCUUUCUUGAAUAUGUUACCACCCGUGGGCUGCUUGGCUGCAGCUGCAAGCAUGGCGCGGGAGACGUGGAAGCGCCGCUGCUCUUUGUUGGAGCUGAUGGCCUGUUUUAUUUCGUCUUCAGUAGGAGUUUUGGAGGGCAGCUCUUCUUUUGGUGCUGUCGGAGCGCCUGGACCUCCAGAGACGUGUAUAACGGGUACCUGGUUUGGAUGCUGGCCAGGCCGUUUUGUCGAUGCAUCUUUUCGUUGGUAGACCCAGUUGGCUUCACUUCGGUGUCGCUUCGUACCAUGAUCGAGCU